AUGUCAGACAACAGCCUUGAUUUGGACCUCUCUAUGUCCAUGUUCGCCUUCAACUCCCUCCUCGAUCUGUACCUGUAUCCCUAUCGGACAAAGCACAGACCCCUCAACCACUGGGUUGUGAUCCUCUCGCCUCCAGGUAAUAGUAACUGUACAUUCUACCACAUCCGCGCAGUCAAAGGUCUCUUUGACAUGGAGUACAAAAAAAUAGCAUCCCGCGAACCCAUCCCACUGCACUCACUUCCCAUCACCGCAGGUGAGGACAUGGAGAAGUAUCUAAUGGGUCGAAUCGACCAAAGUAGGCAUGGCGAGAUCAUACGUGUUCUCAAUAAGUCACUGACAGAGGCCUCGGAGACUUCGAUGCCGUGGGCUCUGACCUUUCUACACAUGUUGGAGGAGGAAAAGCUUGUUCCGGCGGGGAUGUGGAUCUUCUACGACAGGUUGCAUGGUGAGGCGGAGACUGAUUUUGCUGUAGACAAGUCCGUUGCGUUUGAGAAGUUGGUGGAGAAGAUGCAGGAUUUGGGUCUGGAUGCACGAGUGUCCAAGGAUGAGUUUGAGAAGUUGACGAUGAGGGUUCGAAAUAUUAAUUUAGUAUGA
Aspergillus versicolor CBS 583.65 is the source of this 594-nucleotide messenger RNA. RefSeq lists its product as uncharacterized. The record is from RefSeq and is a predicted model, not a curated record. NCBI's taxonomy places the organism in Eukaryota, Fungi, Ascomycota, Eurotiomycetes, Eurotiales, Aspergillaceae. The transcript has a single exon. The coding region runs from base 1 to 594 and encodes 197 amino acids.